This is a messenger RNA of Siniperca chuatsi (mandarin fish), 3387 nucleotides long. It is a transcript of the gene pnocb, whose product is annotated as prepronociceptin b. The record is from RefSeq and is a predicted model, not a curated record. The coding region runs from base 229 to 1083 and encodes 284 amino acids. Gene Ontology annotation, molecular function: opioid receptor binding. Gene Ontology annotation, biological process: chemical synaptic transmission; neuropeptide signaling pathway; sensory perception. Gene Ontology annotation, cellular component: axon terminus; plasma membrane; neuronal cell body. The transcript has 4 exons. Lineage: Eukaryota; Metazoa; Chordata; Actinopteri; Centrarchiformes; Sinipercidae.
CGUUCAGUUGUUGAAACCCUUAGCCUAAGGAUACGAGCUGAACCACCAAACUCUCCUGUAGCCACAGAAGGAGGACUCUGAGAGAAUAUCUUUACGUCAUAGAUACAGGCUGGACUAAGAUCCCAUAGGCUUUAUCUCCCAGAUUCUCCAGCUGUUGACCCUUGUUUUAGACUUCUCUUCUACCUGCUGGGCACCUGUUUGUCCCUGCCUGUCUGGCUGUGCUGAGCGAUGAAGAUCCCUCUGUGGUACCUGGUGGUGCUGCUGGCAUGUCUCUUCACCCCUGGACGCAGUGACUGCCAGGGGGACUGUGUGGCCUGCAGUCUGCUCCUGCAGCAGCAGCAGCAGCAGCAGCAGCUGCAGCAAGCCUUCAACACCAUGGUAAAGUUGUGGUUCCAUCAAGAGUGUUCAGGCAUGAAGCCGAACUGUCAGGUGUGUUUGUUGGAGUGUGAGGGUCAUGUCUCCUCCUCACUCACAUGGGAGGUGUGUAAACAUGCCGUCAAGCUAUCGCGCCAUCCUGUUCUUUCUGAGGGAGGCGCUCUGUUCAAGAGAACAGGAGAGGAGCUGGAGCUGACCUCUCUUGACCUGAACUCGGACAGUGAACUGCUGCAGUCUGCAGCCGCAGAGCGCUUCCAGGAGGGGGAUCAGGAUGAGACACCCUUUGAGCAGCGCAGUGUCCAGUAUGACUCAUCACUGCUGGAAUCCUCUGAGGAGGGGGAGGGCCUGCAGGGUCUGGAUCUCAGUCUGGCGGACGAAGAGAGGAAGCCGAGGGAGGAGAGGAAUGUGGAGAGUGACAGCCAGCUAGAAGGGGACGAGGAUGACAGCUCACAGACCAUCACCAUAUCCAAACGCUUUGGUGGCUUUCAGAGGGGGCGGCAUGGAUACAGGAAGCUGAUUGGCUCGCCCAUGAGGCCCCUACAAAAGCGCUAUGGUGGGUUCAUAGGCGUCCGGAAAUCUGCCCGCAAAUGGAACAGUCAGAAACGGGUGAACCAGCUGCUCAGGCAAUACCUGGGCAUGAGGAGCAGCCGCAGCGGCAGGUUCAACAACGUCCCUGUAACUCGGGUUUGGAGGCAAAACAAACUGUAAUGUAUUUCUGUUGCUCUCACAGAAUCCUGCCCAAGUUACCUCAACCAAUCAUGUUUUCAGCAGCUCACAAUUUGACGUCACCAUCGUCAUCAGAAGAACAGACUCAGCCAUUUCGCUGCACCUCUUUGUGUCUCUAAGUAACAAGGAAUGUUUUGACCGUGAUGUCCUUCUUAUUACGCAUAUUUACAUGCCAUUCUGUGAAAUAAAAGAAUUAGAGAAGUGCAAUUGAAUAUAUUUUUGUGUGUCGGUGUAAUAAAAGGGGCCAAUUAUGAAAUUGGAAAACUAAUUCACUGCAAGCUUUUCACCAGAGGUGAGACCUGAGUGUGUGACUUUCAUGCAUGUGUGGAUGGGACUAAGUCAUGGUUUCAGCAGUUUUUUGCACUCUGUAGUUUGUGUUAUGACAGCUGUUACUAAUGUCCAGCUCUCGUGAAAUGGACUCAUGUGUUUCUACGUAGGUUUCCCCUUUUAAAAUGGCAUCUUUUUUUAGAUUUGGGACUAAACAAAUCAUAUACAAAUGUUUGCCUUCAACUGGACCGUAAUACAUUGCUAAUCUGCCCACAUUUCAGCAGUAACAUGUAGUAGAAUCAAAUUGGAAGUGGACCAGCACUGUGCUUUCAAGAUGGUUCAAUCAGAUGUAAAUAUGGUUGGAGUGCUGGAGUACAGACUGUUAAUUACUGGUAUAAGAAUCUAAUUUUCUGCUUAAGGAACUUAAUUAAUGAAACACAAUGGACGAAAAAAUUGGUUUUCUGAACUUUCAAACUCACCAAAACUCUACAUCUCUCCUCAAAAAAGCCUUGUCCCAUUGCUUCAUUCAGAGUAUUGACAAAAAAAAUGCAUUUUUCCUUUCUAUUGUAUUCUAAUUUUGGCCAUUAAGCAGAGUUAAUCAAUGUAAAACUUGCAAAUGAUGAGUUUCUUUUGAGGAAAUAAGCAGCAGGUUGGCAGGCUCCCAUGGGCUCCUUUCAGUGGAAUAAUACUGUCCUCUAGUGUUUGAGGAACAUGUUGCCCUUGGAUACUGACUUGGGAUCAGUUUUGAUGUCCUAUUUGUAAUAUUUUUAUGUAAUUCUUUGGAUUGACUCCCUUUUUCUGCAAUUACAGUGAAAUUAGAGAUUACCACAAACAUUAUACGGUUAAUUUAUGGCUGAUACGUACCUGUCCUCCAUCAGCAUCAGAAACCUCUUAAUGAAUCAUAAAAAUCAGAGAAACCAACAGUCUAUUAUCCCUCAUUCUCACAGUAUUAGUAGCAUCUGAAUGACAGCUCAAAAUGAACCUUAUAUUUAACUUUUAAGAAAAGCAAAGCCCUUUGCAGCGUUAUUAAUAUUCCUCCCAUUGACUUAGAAAAAAACUGCAACACCCUCCCCCAAUAUCUCAAAAAACAAAACAGAAUUAGAACAAUUCAUUUCUCUAUUAAAAACUAAAGGAAGGCAAAGUGUAUAGAAUUGUAAGACAAUUGGGUAUACCCAAAUUUAUACCACAAAUUGUGAAUAGAAUAAUUUUUUUUUACUUUAGCCACGAAUGCACGCAUUAGAAGUGGAAUUAUAAAUUGCAGUGGCAAAAAAAAAAACAAACAACCCCCCUGCUCUGAUAAUUUUCAUACACUCCCUAAUUUACCCUGCAAUUAUAGAAAUGAAGGAGCAAUAAUAAUAAGCAAGUUUUGCUUGACUGCAACUCAGGAGUAAGGAGAAACUAAUCCCAGUCAGUUCUAAAAUAUUACUCCACCUGGGGGCUUUCUGCAGAACUGUUCACGUCACUUUAGUCUAAUUGUACUUAAGUGCAUGAAGCUGCAAAACUGGCAGGGACAUUGGGUGUGUAUCGCACUGUAGGAUGGGAAAGGGAAACCACCAUCUAAAGGUACCAUAGAAGAGCAGAGGGAUGAAAUGAACUGUGCAUGUCAGCUGUGGUCAUUAUUAUACAGAAUAAGAUGUUUCUGCUUGGGUGAAAAAAAUAUGUUCAUUUGUUUUGCCAUCAAGAUAUUUUCCACCACUUGCAGGUCACAUCCAUUCUUUUGCAUCUUAAUAGUGUUUAACUGUUUACUGGUGUUUGAAUACGAGAUGUAAUAAUGUAUGCAUAUGAGUAUGUGGGUGAUUGCAGAGUGUGAGAGUGACUGUGCACGUGCAUGUGCGUUUCCCUGUCAAACCAACACAAAAAAUGGAAUUUGUGACUACAGUGUACAUUUCAGACCACAUUUCUAACAUUAUACCAUUGUUCUGAGUCUUCAUACAAAAUGUGUAUAGAGAAAAUACAAUAAAAUAGUUUGCUAUUUCUUUUGUGAACUGUCAUGCAGAAGAAAAAAAGAACAAAAAAACA